Molecule: messenger RNA, 2892 nt
Organism: Rhagoletis pomonella (apple maggot)
Lineage: Eukaryota; Metazoa; Arthropoda; Insecta; Diptera; Tephritidae
Exons: 1
Coding region: 1-2892 (963 amino acids)
Molecular function (GO): nucleic acid binding
Source: RefSeq, a predicted model, not a curated record
AUGUUUACGCUGAAUGAUGUUCGCACUGUCAAGAAGCUUGACUUGCCUGCGCAAACGCUAGUAAUGUCAGAGAUGUCCAACAAGUAUAAACAUCUGAAGGGACUGCCAGUAGAGUCUUACAAAGACGUGGUGCCACAAAUCAUUAUCGGGGUGAACAACAAGCAUGUGGCCAUGCCACUGAAGUUCAGAGAGGGAAAAAGUCACGAACCCGCUGCAACAAAAACUCGUCUGGGGUGGACAGUGUACGGAACCGUUACAGAUCAGGACCAUUAUAAAAACAACGACCUGCAGUUGCAUGUAUGUGAAUGCGACAACAACAUAGCUCUCGACAAGCUCGUGAAAGAAAGCAUGAAACUUGAAAACUUAGAACCACAUGUAGUGGCACGUAUACAUGAGAAGACUAGCCAGCAAGACAUACUAGAGAAGUGCGUUACGCGAACGGGCGAUCACUUUACAACCCGUUUAUUGUGGCGCUCUGAUAAUAUAGUAUUGCCGAACAAUUUUGAAUCCGCCAUGCGCAGACUUGUCUGUUUCGAGAAGAAGUUAAACAAAGAUGACGAUUUAAAAAAUCGAGUAAAUUCCCUAAUAAAUCGUAUGGAACAAAAGCAAUACAUCCGGAAGCUCAGCGAUAACGAAAUUAAUCAAGAUUUUAAACGUAAAUGGUAUUUGCCCAUAUUUGCGGUGAAUAAUCCAAACAAGCCCAAUAAGACGCGAGUAGUAUGGGACGCAGCAGCUGAGCACCAGGGAAGGUCUCUCAAUUGCUGCCUCGAGAAGGGACCGGAUCUACAGCGACCAUUGAUACAUGUACUGUUCAACUUUCGCAUAGGAAAAAUUGGCAUUCGUGGUGAUAUAUCCGAGAUGUUUCACAGGAUUAGUGUGCAUGAUGAGGACCAGCAUUCUCAGCGCUUUCUUUGGCGUAAUUGUGAUUCGAGUCGAGAUCCAAACACAUACCUGUUACAGGUUAUGUCAUUCGGUGCUACUUGUUCACCCUCAAUCGCCCAGUACGUUCGUAGUAGGAAUGCGAGGGAGAAUGCCGACGAGUUCCCACGAGCUGCUAAGUCAAUAACAGAAAGGCAUUACGUAGAUGACAUGUUGGAUAGUGUUGAAACCGCAGAGGAGGCUGUCAAGUUAAUCAAGGACGUGAUUGAGGUGCACAAACGAGGCAACUUCCAUAUUAGAGGAUGGCUUACUAAUUCGAAUCAUGUAGCUGGCGCCCUGGGAAAUGCUGGUUCAAGUGACGAUUUUUGUACCGCUGGAAAAACGAUCGACCAAGUUAUAGAGCCAGAGAAGGUACUCCGAUUAUGGUGGAGAACGAGUGUAGAUGUGUUUACCUUCAGUACAAGGUUCACUAAAGCAGGCAAAGAGAUUUUAGGCGGACAAAAGCUGCCAACUAAAAGAGAAAUCCCGCGAUUGCUCAUGUCAGUCUAUGAUCCUCUAGGAUUCUUAUCAUUCUACACUAUCCGUUUAAAAAUUGUGCUACAGAACAUUUGGCGAAGUGGUAUCGAUUGGGAUGACCAAAUUCCUGAAGAGUAUGUGAACGCGUGGCAGCAGUGGUUAUCUUUUUUUGAGCAGGUCAAACAAGUUCAGGUUCCCAGAUGCUAUUUCGGUAAGAUGUCAAACAAUAAUUGCAAGAUAGAAUUGCACGUAUUCGUGGACGCUAGCGAGGUGGCAAAUGCAGCGGUGGCUUAUUUCAGCAUUACAAGGGAAGACGAAGUUCAGGUUGCUCAUGUUAGCUCAAGGACUAAGGUAGCACCCUUGCGACCUAUCUCAAUUCCCCGCAUGGAACUACUCGCCGCCGUACUGGGAUCCCGUCUUGCUACUGAAAUCACCAAGGGUCAUGACUUCAAGAUUCAUAAAGCGUAUUUUUAUACUGAUUCGAGAACAGUGCUUACAUGGCUGAAAUCAGACCCACGAAAGUACAAACAAUUUGUUAUGUUUAGAGUCGCUGAAAUUCAAGAGCAUACAAACGUUACAGAAUGGAGCUACAUCCCAUCAAAAUUAAAUGUAGCAGAUGCUGCCACGAAGUGGAAGAGUACCACAGAGUUUAGCCCAACCAGUACUUGGUUCGCUGGGCCAGAAUUUCUACAUUCGCCGCGUGUAAAAUGGCCUAAAUACAAUUAUGAUAUUGACAUGGAACAUUUCAAAGAUGCUGAUUUAAAUCCGCACGUAGAGUAUAUUGGCGCUCAUAUAGAGAGUCAACCACUCAUUGAUCCAACUCGUUUUUCGAAGUGGGAACGUCUUGAGAGGUGCAUGGCAUACGUUAAACGUUUUGCAGAUAAAUGUAAAGACAAGAUACGAGGAUUAACCAGCUCGGAGGUAGGAUCCGAAAGCUUAACCACCGAGGAACUAUACUGGAGUCAAUGCCACCUUUAUCGGCUCGCGCAGGCCGAUGCAUAUUUUGAAGAGUUUAAGUUGCUUAAGGGUGACCCAGGUUGCAACUUGCCAAAACAUUGUGUUUUACGAAAGCUGACACCUUUUGUUGACGAAAACAACCUUAUACGUCGAUGUGGUCGCCUAGAGAAUGCACCAAUUAAGGAUGCAGUAAAAAAUCCGAUAAUAUUACCCAAGAACCACAAAAUUACACAACUGAUUAUUGAAUGGUAUCAUCGUAAAUAUAGGCAUGUCCACCACGAGACUGUAAUCAACGAAAUGUUUCAGCGGUUUUAUAUACCAAGCUUGCGUCGUGCAUUACGCACAGAGCGUCACAAUUGUCAAUACUGUAAGUUGUACCAUGCUAAGCCAGUACCACCAAAAAUGGGUUUGUUACCUGAGGCACGUUUAUCCCCGUAUACACGACCAUAUUCAUUUGUUGGAAUAGAUUUUUUCGGACCAUUCCUGUUACCAUUGGGAGGCGUUCGGAGAAACGAUAUGGAGUUUUAUUUACUUGUAUGA